Molecule: messenger RNA, 453 nt
Organism: Prorocentrum cordatum
Lineage: Eukaryota; Dinophyceae; Prorocentrales; Prorocentraceae
Source: the annotation of a GenBank genome assembly
AUGCGGCGCGGAGGAAUGGCGGCGCCGCCGCGCGCUGCUGGCGAGUGCUCCGACUCCGACGGCGUGAUCUUCGACGGCGAGGCCGACGUGGCCACCGCUUGCUCGGUUGGGGGGCCGCCAGCUGCCGAACCUGCUGGACAUGUUGCUGCCGCCGCCGCCGCGUGCCUCGACGCCUUCCCGCAGGCCCUCUUCCGUGGGGGCGGCGGCGCCAGGGCUCGUGGCGAGGUCGCGGCUCGUGAUUGGUGGCGCGCGAGGGCGGCCGUCGCCCGCGCUUGGUUCGCAGCGGAUGCCGCGACGGUGCAGGCGCCCUCGGAUGAAGGAGCGAGUGCUGGAGGUACUGCAGGCGGGGCGCCGCUGCCUCCAGGCUUGGAUUCGAGGAGUGGUUGGAGUAGCGUGGUUAGUGUUCCUCGUGAGACGUCUUUUCCCUGCGUGUUCGGAAUGCCUUCUGAGUGA